Messenger RNA from Perkinsus marinus ATCC 50983, 417 nucleotides. Its product is annotated as Histone H1-delta, putative. The annotation marks the transcript as partial. The record is from RefSeq and is a predicted model, not a curated record. The transcript has a single exon. Gene Ontology annotation, molecular function: DNA binding. Lineage: Eukaryota; Perkinsozoa; Perkinsida; Perkinsidae. Gene Ontology annotation, biological process: nucleosome assembly. Gene Ontology annotation, cellular component: nucleosome.
AUGGUCAAGCAGGCCCUCACCACAUGCAAGGGGUUCCAGAAAAUGAGUCGCCAGGCCAUACUCAGCUUCAUUAAGCAAAACUUUGGUGUCGAGAACAAGGCUGCUUUGAACAAGGCUCUCAAAGCUCUCGUAGAUUCUGGCCAUGUCUCUCAAGCGAAGGCGUCAUACAAGCUUGCUGCUGGGCAGAGGGUUGCCGCGAAGAAACCCGCGGUUGCGAAGAAAUCCAAACCAACAACUUUGAAAAAGAAGGCUUCCACGAAGAAAGCCUCUACUAAAAAGACCACCACGAAGAAGACCACCACCAAGAAGACCACCACGAAGAAGACCGCUAGAAAGCCGGCCGCUCCGAAGACGAAAAAAACCGCAGGCACCAAGAAGGCUUCUAUCCGUUCGAAGGGCAUCCGCGAAGAAGCCGGC